AUGCCAGCCAUUGGAAUAGAUCUGGGUACCACAUACUCGUGUGUCGGCGUGUGGCAGCACGGCAACGUGGAGAUCAUCGCCAACGACCAGGGCAACCGCACCACACCAUCCUAUGUGGCCUUCACGGACACGGAGCGCCUCAUCGGAGACGCAGCCAAGAACCAGGUCGCCCUCAACCCCAGCAACACGGUGUUCGACGCCAAGCGACUGAUCGGAAGGAAAUUCGACGACCCCAAGAUCCAGGCAGACAUGAAACACUGGCCCUUCAGGGUGGUCAGCGACUGCGGCAAACCGAAGAUCCAAGUGGAGUUCAAGGGUGAAACUAAACGGUUCGCGCCCGAGGAGAUCAGCAGCAUGGUGCUGACGAAGAUGAAGGAGACGGCGGAAGCUUACCUCGGCACGACAGUACGCGACGCGGUGAUCACAGUGCCGGCGUACUUCAACGACUCCCAGCGCCAGGCCACCAAGGACGCGGGAGCCAUCGCCGGGCUGAACGUGCUCAGGAUCAUCAACGAGCCCACAGCCGCUGCGCUCGCGUACGGCCUCGACAAGAACCUCAAGGGCGAGAGGAACGUCCUCAUCUUCGACCUCGGCGGCGGAACGUUCGACGUGUCGAUCCUGACCAUCGACGAAGGUUCGUUGUUCGAAGUGAGGGCGACGGCGGGCGACACGCAUCUCGGAGGCGAGGACUUCGACAACAGAUUGGUGAACCAUCUCGCGGACGAGUUCAAGCGCAAGUACAAGAAGGACAUGCGCAUGAAUCCUCGCGCACUGCGCCGCCUCCGCACAGCCGCCGAGCGCGCUAAGCGCACGCUGUCGUCCAGCACCGAAGCCAGCAUCGAGAUCGACGCGCUCUACGAGGGAAUCGACUUCUACACUCGCGUGUCCCGCGCGCGCUUCGAAGAGCUCAACGCAGACCUGUUCCGAGGCACCCUCGAGCCGGUCGAGAAGGCACUCAAGGACGCCAAGAUGGACAAGAGCCAGAUUCACGACGUCGUCCUGGUCGGAGGCUCGACCAGGAUCCCGAAGGUACAGAGUCUGCUGCAGAACUUCUUCUGCGGCAAGAAGCUGAACCUGUCCAUCAACCCGGACGAGGCGGUCGCGUACGGCGCGGCCGUCCAGGCGGCCAUCCUGAGCGGCGAGCAAGACUCGAAGAUCCAGGACGUGUUGCUGGUGGACGUGGCCCCUCUGUCCCUCGGCAUCGAAACCGCCGGCGGCGUGAUGACGAAGAUCAUCGAGCGCAACAGUAAGAUCCCGUGCAAGCAGUCGCAGACGUUCACCACGUACUCGGACAACCAGCCGGCGGUCACGAUCCAAGUGUACGAGGGCGAGCGAGCGAUGACCAAGGACAACAACCUGCUGGGCACGUUCGACUUGACUGGCAUCCCGCCCGCGCCGCGUGGCGUCCCUAAGAUCGACGUCACCUUCGACCUGGACGCGAACGGCAUCCUCAAUGUGUCGGCCAAAGAGAACAGCACCGGCCGAAGCAAGAACAUCGUGAUCAAGAACGACAAGGGACGCCUGUCGCAGGCCGAGAUCGAGCGCAUGCUCGCCGAGGCCGAGAAGUACAAGGACGAGGACGAGAAGCAGAGGCAGCGCGUAGCGUCUCGAAACCAGCUCGAAUCGUAUGUGUUCAGCGUGAAGCAGGCGCUGGACGAGGCCGGAGACAAGCUCACGGAACAGGACAAGAGCACGGCGAGAGACGCGUGCGACGACGCGCUCAAGUGGCUCGACAACAACACGCUGGCGGAGCAGGAGGAGUAUGAGCACAAGCUGAAGGACGUGCAGCGCGUCUGCUCGCCCGUCAUGGCCAAGAUGCACGGGGCGGGCGCAGGCGCACAGAAUGCAGGCGGUAUGCCUGGUGGCAUGCCCGGAGGUAUGCCUGGUGGCAUGCCCGGAGGUAUGACUGGUGGCUUUGGAGGAAUGCCUGGUGGCAUGCCUGGAGGAAUGCCUGGUGGCAUGCCUGGAGGAAUGCCUGGUGGCAUGCCUGGAGGAAUGCCUGGUGGCUUUGGAGGUAUGCCUGGCGGAUACGGAGGCUACCAGCAGAAUAGUGGGCCAACUGUGGAAGAAGUCGACUAA
This is a messenger RNA of Spodoptera littoralis (African cotton leafworm), 2079 nucleotides long. NCBI's taxonomy places the organism in Eukaryota, Metazoa, Arthropoda, Insecta, Lepidoptera, Noctuidae. The record is from the annotation of a GenBank genome assembly.